AUGUUGUCAAUGUCUAUCCAUAUCGGGUUGCUGAGCGGGCAUGCCUGCAUUGUGGAGAUCAGCUCGGGCGAGUCUGUGGCGGAGCUCAGACGGAAGGCGCAACGCCAGCUGAGAAACGGAGUCAGUGCUCUUGUGGAUGCCUCCGGAAGGAUGUUGAAGGAGCACGAAUCCAUCAGCGAGACCGGCCUCUCCGAUGGUUGCAGAGUCACUGCUACCAUAAGCCACAUCAAGCUGAUGGGCACCAGAUUGUGCAAGGAGUUUGCUUUGAUCCGCCCGGACGGGACAGUGCUCACCUGGGGGGCCACACUCGGGCAAAAAAAACACAAGCCCCUACACGAAGUACAGCAUGUCGCUGCUUCAAUUGGGGCAUUUGCGGCAGUGCAGGCAGAUGGCAGCGUCAUCUCCUGGGGGGAGCCUUGGGCCGGCAGUGACAGCUCUUCCGUCCAGGGGCAGCUGCAACACGCGAGGACGGUGAGCGCCGCAAGCGCUGCGUUUGCUGCUGUCACCAACACCGGCACAGUCGUAACUUGGGGUGCGAAGAGUGCAGGGGGUGAUAGCCAGUCCGUCGCGCAACAGCUGACAGGCGUGGUGGAAGUUGUGUCAUCGUGGUCGGCCUUUGCUGCAAUACGAGACGACGGCUCUGUGGUGACUUGGGGUGAUGAAUAUCGCGGUGGGGAUAUCCGGCCAGUGCAGAACGAGCUGCGGAACGUGCGUCACGUGGCAGCCACCGCGAUGUCCUUUGCAGCACUUCGUCAGGAUGGCUGCGUGGUGACCUGGGGUGAGGAAUGGUCUGGUGGUGAUAGCUCGGAGGUCGCAGCUGACCUCGUACGUAUACGAGCCAUCGUAGCGUCACAUCGAGCUUUUGCUGCGAUCACGGCGGAGGGCAAGGUUGUGACCUGGGGAGAUGUGGACAGUGGCGGGUGUUGCAGCCGUGUUGAGCAUCGGCUACACUCCGUGCGCCAAGUUUGCGCGACGGACAAGGCGUUUGCUGCCGUGCGCGAGGACGGUCAAGUCGUCUCCUGGGGGCACGCUGCAUGUGGUGGCUGUAGCUCGCAAGUUCAGUCGCAGCUACAGAAUGUUACACAAAUUGCAGCUUCCAGGUUCGCUUUUGCAGCUUUGCGCUCCGAUGGAACAGUUGUUACCUGGGGUAAUCCACGUUUCGGCGGCGAUAGCAGCCUGCUGCAAACUUGUCUUACUGACGUGCUGGAAGUACAUGCGGCUCAGUGCGCAUUCUCCGCCCUGUUGGCAGAUGGAGAUGUCAUCACCUGGGGGGAGCUUCGGCAUGGUGAAGAUGUCGUGGAAUACCGCUGGCAGAGUCUAAAGGAUGUACAUAGUCUUCAGGUGGUUCCAGCUUUGCUGCUGCCUUAG
Symbiodinium natans is the source of this 1368-nucleotide messenger RNA. The record is from the annotation of a GenBank genome assembly. Lineage: Eukaryota; Dinophyceae; Suessiales; Symbiodiniaceae.